Molecule: messenger RNA, 1124 nt
Organism: Cicer arietinum (chickpea)
Lineage: Eukaryota; Viridiplantae; Streptophyta; Magnoliopsida; Fabales; Fabaceae
Biological process (GO): regulation of DNA-templated transcription
Molecular function (GO): DNA-binding transcription factor activity; sequence-specific DNA binding
Source: RefSeq, a predicted model, not a curated record
AAGAAGGGAAAGUUUAUUAGUUUUACAACAUUAUAAGUUUAUAUAUAAUCUCGUCCCAAUAUUAUUCAAAAAUAUGUAUAAUCUCAUCCAAAAGACUUGAGAGAAACCCUCUCUAUAUAUAAGUUGCAUCUAACCCCUUGCUUUAGAAAUAAAGAUCACCAACUCCUUUAUAUUAUUGGGUGGAAAUUAAGAAGAUAGCUAAGGAGAAAAGAGAGAGAUCUCAUAAGAAGAAGUAAUGUCCCAAAUUGUUAACAACAACUUAUUUGAAGAGCAAAAUCAUGAGAUUCCUACGCAAAUGGGUUUCAUUCCUUUCCAAACAAACCUAACCUUCCCUUCUUUGAAAGCAUUCAAUUCCAUAGCUUCUUCACUUACGUCUGAUUCAGAUUCUACAAUAUCAAAUCUAACACAAACCCUACUCACAACCAAUCCACAAAAAUCAAGACAAUACCUCUCCCCAAACUUUGGAGAAACUCAAUUCCUAUCCUUGCAUAGAUCAAGUGUAAAUCCAUGGGCAAUAUUAGGAGGAGGAACAAGUGAUUGCUUCAAGAGUGGUAAAAGAAGUGGAUUAAUACUUGAUGAUCAUCAUUUGGGGAUUUCACCUAUGAAGAUGAAGAAAAUGAAGGGAAGAAAGAAAGUGAGAGAGCCUAGGUUUUGCUUCAAGACUUUGAGUAUUGAUGUUGAUGUGUUGGAUGAUGGUUACAAGUGGAGGAAGUAUGGACAAAAAGUAGUAAAGAACACACAACACCCCAGAAGCUAUUACCGUUGCACAGAGGAGAAUUGUGGUGUAAAGAAACGCGUGGAGCGGUUAGCAGAGGAUCCAAGGAUGGUAAUAACCACAUAUGAAGGGAGACAUGUACAUACUCCAUCCAAUCAUAAUAAUCUUUAUGACUCUCCAUCUCAAUUUGACAAUUUCUUUUGACAAUGAGAAUUGUUUUUUAUUCUCUAUAAAUGUUUUAUGGUGCAACAGUUUUAGAAUUGUUAGAUUUAAAUAAAUAUUAUUUUGUAAAUUUAAUUAUUCUCUGCGACUGUCGCACUAUAAAACAAUAAUAAAUUGAAGUUCAUUUGAUAAUGCAUAUGUAUAUGUUGAUUUUCUCCUCUUUCAAGCACGUCGUAUCAUACUUUUA